Molecule: messenger RNA, 910 nt
Organism: Chaetomium strumarium
Lineage: Eukaryota; Fungi; Ascomycota; Sordariomycetes; Sordariales; Chaetomiaceae
Exons: 2
Coding region: 81-851 (256 amino acids)
Source: RefSeq, a predicted model, not a curated record
UUUUUUUUUUCAACUUUGUUUAGCUUUAUCCACCCCACUGUAACCUCAGCAGCCCCAGCUAUCACACACAGUGGCCGUCGAUGGCGAAGCAGGAGGGCGAGUGGAAUCAAGUCCGGCGGAAGGGCGGCCGGUUACGACACAUCCCCUCCCCGGCGGACGGUCUCGCAGAUUCCGUGCUCCCCGACGGCAUCCGGCCAAACCCAACCCCGGAGCUCUCCAUCGACGACCUGUGGCGAUAUCACCAGACGGUGAGCCAAGACGGCGAGAUGGCAGAGUGGUGGCAGCACGUGCGAGGGGUUCUCGACGACGCUUCGAACAGUACGAACCCUCCAGUCGUCAUCACCACUGCCGUCUGCUUAGGGCCCGGCCCUUACGAGCCAAGCAACGGUAGCUCCAAAGCCAGACGGACCGCUCACAUGCAGACGGCCGCCUUCUGCGCUAUUAUCGACUACUUGAGAUCUCGGAGUGGCCACCAGGACAUCCGGUGUGUGGUGCAGGAGCCGCGGUUCACCGAGGUAGACAAGGCGUUCUGCGCCCGUCUCGGACUCGAGGUCCUAGAGAGCCCGGACGCCUUCGCGCUUGUGGACGAGAAGACGCUGCUGUUUGGCAUUCACCUGGAGCUUGAGAUCUACAACCGGGCCCUGGCGGCCACGCUUCCGGGCAUAUACGUUGGCGUUCCGCUGGAACAGUGGGAGAUGGUCGUCAAGCACGACGCGGGCAGCGAAGGCACUGGAUGUACUACCUUGGCGGCGUUUGCUAAGAUGGAGGCCGGAUAUGCCAAGUAUGCUUUCCCUGACGUAGACUACAUGUUCUCGAGCACUGUCAUGUACUGGAGAGGGGAGCAUACUUGAGAGAGCAGAGUUUGGUAAUGUCAUGCAAGGCUUUGCCACACGAUGGCACGUACACGAUG